This is a messenger RNA of Onthophagus taurus, 2777 nucleotides long. RefSeq lists its product as uncharacterized. The record is from RefSeq and is a predicted model, not a curated record. NCBI's taxonomy places the organism in Eukaryota, Metazoa, Arthropoda, Insecta, Coleoptera, Scarabaeidae.
UUAAGUUAAUUAUAAUAUGUAAGUUUAUUUGUAUAGAUGGCGCCAGUGUACAAUAUUUUAAGAAACUUUAUUAAAUGAAUUUAUUAUAUUUUUACUUUGCAUUUAUUUGUUAUAUCAUUCCCAUUUAGACCCAUUUUGUAUUGACUCAAAUUCCCUUUAUGUUUGGACACAACCUAAGCCUUUUUUGCUGUCUGUGACUUCCUUGAAUAUUUCUUCAGAGUAGAGGUUGAAUUAAAGUGGAGAAAGAAUGAUAAUUGCGAUUUUCUGUAUUAAUCUUAAUGAUAGUUGACUAGUUCCUAUAGGGCUUUCGUUUGAUCCUAAGAUCCUUUUUUUCCAUCUCCAUGUUCUCCGAAACCUCCACCAUCUUUUCUUGUCCUACUUUGUCGAACGCCUUCUUACAGCCAACAAAGUUCAUAUCUCUGCAUCGCUGGAAUAACACUUGUAGGUAGAACUGACCAUUCCUCGACCUAUUUCUUCUUCACAUCGACUGUAUAUUCUCUAAUGGAUGUUUUUAAGAAAUAACUUUAGCUUACACUACAUACUUUACUUCCAUAUUUCUUUGGCAGCAGUAUAAACUCAGAGAUGAGUCAUUCAUUUAGGAUGUUUCCAUUUAUUAAAUACGUUAGUCAAAAAUUUAAUGUAUUUAUCAUCAAGAAGCUAGAUUCUGAGUACAUUUCGUGUAAUCCCAGAGCUUUUCCUUGUUUUAAAGUGUGAAUAGCGACUUUGAUUUCAUCUGUUAUGAUGAAGUACAGAUUCAAAUCAAUUUAAACUCAUUAUCUCAUAAAUAUUGUAUGGGAAUAAGAUCUUGUGGUUGUGGAAGUGUGUAAUUGAUGAGAAACAUAAAAUAUUGUACAAAGAGAGAGAACUAAAAAGAAAGGAAGAAAGAUACUGGUUAAGCACGUUUAAAAAAAAAUUAUUAUAUAUUUGAAGAGUGGAAGUAAAUAUCCGUGUUUUAUGGCUUUAAUGUGAAAUAAAACUUGUAACUGUAUGUUAUUAACAUGGCGUUUUAUCGUGAUGUUUUGUCUUUUUAUGCAUUCUUCUAUCCGUAUACACACCUUACUAUAGAGGAAACUUUAUCUAAACAUUACAAGUUUUUCAACCAACAUAAAUUUCUACUACAAUUUGUAUCUACAGCUCUUGCAUACAUAACAAUCUCGUUUAUGUUAAUAAUUAAUAUAAUUCAUUUAGUUAAAGAUUGCGUAAUAGUUCAACUUAAUUCGUGUAAUAAGAUAAAAUUAAAUACAUCUUUAAACAGAAUUGGAACAAAAAUGCUUUUAUACAAAAACAUUAUCACUUGCACAAAAGUCUUUAUUAAGGAGAUGUUAACUACUCACACGUUUUUAAAGGAUCAUAAACUUCUCCUUAAUAUAUUAUCAACAAUUUUCGCUUGCUUGACACUAUUCUUAUUAGCUCCAAUUAUUUUAAUUUGUUUAAUUAAAAAUAACUUAAUCAAAUUAUUUUUGAAGCUUCGUUACGAUGAAAAAUAUGGAAACGUUUCGGGCAUGGAUUCAUAUUUUGAAUGCACAAAAAAUCAAGCUUUUUUUGUGAACAUAGUAGAACAUUCUGGAUCAAUCGAAGAAUUACAAAUCAUCAUCAAAAAAUCUACAACUCACUUAUUACAAUCACAUUAUAAAUUUUCAAGCACGAUUCAUAAUAUUUUUGGAGUAUAUUAUUAUUUAAAAAAUCAAGUUUUUUUAAAUGAUGUAUUUUCCAUAGAAAAUAUUGAUGUUUCGAGUAAAGAUCUACUUAAAAAUUAUAUGGAAAAGCAUUGUUUUUCCGAUUUUGAUGAUAAAUCGUUAUGGAAAGUUAUACUGUUUGAAACUGCGAUAAAAUGGAACGAAAUGGAUAACUCAAAAACUUAUUAUGCGAUUUUAAUCAGAUUUAAUCAUUGUUUGGGUGAUGCAAUAGCAUUAUCGAUGUACCUCCAACAAUAUUUCUACAACAACGUUAAAAGCAAAUAUUUGGAAAAAUUAAGAAACAAUACAGAAAGUAAAGAUGUAUUUAAUAGAAGCAAUUUAGGAAGUGUUUUAUUUGCUGGUCCAAAAUUAAAUUACACCGAAAUAAAUUUAUUCCCAUCUCACCAAAAAUUAGCUGUGUUUAUGGAACAUGAACCAAAAUAUAUUCGUUUAAUUAAAUACAUAAGUAAACAAUUAAAUUGUUCCUUUACGGAUGUUAUUAUAAUUUGUGCUAUGUCGAGUAUCACUAAUUAUUUAAAUAUGGAAGGAGUUAAAACCACCAACUUCAUAGUUUCAAACACAUCAAGACCUCGCCUUGGAGAUAAUAUCAAUCUUAUUUUGGAACAGAAAGAAUUAUCAAAUAAUUUCACAAUGGAAGCUUUUAAUUUACCACUAAAACACCAAAAUAUAUUAAUCAAAUUUAAAGAAAUUUUGCCUAUUUUAAGGGAUGGAAGAAAUUCUGACACAGGACAAAUUAUUUAUUGGAUUAUAAAGUUAUUAUCGAAUUUACACCCAAAAUUAUUGAGAAAAUUUGCUCGAUUAAACUCAGAAGGGGCCACAUUAGGAAUAACAAAUAUUCCAUUUGCUGAUUAUUGCAAAAUUGGAACAAGUACAGUUCAAAAUAUGUUCACUAUACCUAAUAAUUUCGAAAAUACAAAAUUCGUUAUGGUGGUGGCCACGUUUCAAGAUAAAUUACAAACUGCUCUUAUUACAAAAAAAAAUUUAAAGGUAUCUAGGGAAGAAUUACAAGAAAUAUUAAAUAAUUGUUUUUUAAAUAUUGAUCGUCUUUAUGAGGAAGUAAAAUUAAAUGAAAUUAAAUAA